Messenger RNA from Protopolystoma xenopodis, 1008 nucleotides. The record is from the annotation of a GenBank genome assembly. NCBI's taxonomy places the organism in Eukaryota, Metazoa, Platyhelminthes, Monogenea, Polystomatidea, Polystomatidae.
AUGUCACACAUUCACCGUCGACUUAUUAAGCAAAUUAGUUUAACCGAUCUCUUUAUUCUUUAUUGUAAUCAGUCAAAAAUGGCGCUCGACCUUUUAAACAAAAAAAUGAUUCAUGAGAAUACAGCCUCGUUUACUGAUGAUACGUCAACGCCUCUGUCUGGCCAUAUGCAUAAUUUAUCGGGCUUGCAAACUACUUCUGACCUCUUCAUCGAAACCCUUCAGCCACCUCAACCUAGACAUUCUUCUAUUCUGUCGUGGCCCCAGCAAAAUGAGAGUGUCAGAUUUUCCUCCGCCUCUGUAGAGUCCGGUUUCGACAAUCAUUCAGAGCAGACAAAUAACUCUUCGCUUACGCCUGCUUCUCCUCGCCGUCUUGUAGUCAGUGGCGCUCAGUUUCUGAUGAACUACCCUUUCUCCCUGGACCCUGCCACAGCGGAACGCCUGCGCCUUGCUCCGGCUCCUUGGGAGCAGCAGUUAUGGCAAGCAAUGGCCUUUCAUCUCUGGCCAUUGCUAGCGAGGCUUUAUAAUAUUACUCUAGGCGGUCGCCACCUGGCUCUUCUUCAAGCUAUCCAACUUUCCACACAAUCUAUGGAUUCGGAAUUUAGUGACCCGCUGUCUAUUAGCAACCCCCAACUAUCCCCUCUGGAUUCGGUCGCUGAUUCGGUGCAAGCUUCUUCCGCUGAAUUUAAUCCUUCUGUUAGCAUUGGUGCUUCUGUCGAUUCGUCAUCCUCAGCUGAAAACAGCAUGGCUGCUGCUCCAUACAUCAAAGCCUCGGCCUCCCUCUCUCUUCUUCUCUCCGCCUCCCUGGGAGGCUUGGCCGGCUGGACAGCUCGACUUCGUCUUACAGCAGAUAUCCUAUUCACCAGCUUGCUUGUCGGUAGCCUCGUUUUGCUUGCCACAUGUCUUACGAUGCUUGCUCUGCAGACGAUACAGAUUAGGUAUAGCCAUCUAUUUCUUUUAAUACCCUGUUACCAAUACCAUUUUUUCCUGGGGGUUGCACCUGAGAUAUGA